This is a messenger RNA of Parastagonospora nodorum SN15, 432 nucleotides long. RefSeq lists its product as hypothetical. The record is from RefSeq and is a predicted model, not a curated record. The transcript has a single exon. Bases 1 to 432 code for a protein of 143 amino acids. Lineage: Eukaryota; Fungi; Ascomycota; Dothideomycetes; Pleosporales; Phaeosphaeriaceae.
AUGCACUUCUUCAGAUCCAAGCCCGUCGCUUACACUGAUCCAUCGGUAACUCCAGGGUAUGAGACCCCGGCGAUGAAGAAGCGCAGAGAAGACGAAGAAACUGUCCAGCGCCGUGUGUCAGCACCCCAAGAAGCGCAUCCAGAGCACCAAAGCAAACAUGGCAUUGACAAAUGGGACUUUGUGACUCCAGGACAGUCGGCAGAAGAGCAAAAGGCUGUCGCCGAUAUCUACAAACUCUUUGGCAAGACAGUUGAGCGCAGCGAACAAGCUGAUAGCAAAGAGAAGGAGAUCGUAUUGCGUGCCGGCUUCAGGGACGACGAGCCGGCCACGUAUCGCUAUUUUAUAGCUGGCUAUGGGACGCGAGAGGAGUUGACACACGCAAGUGACACCCGAUCAUUAUAUGUACUUGUUAUGCUAAACUUCCAAACAUAG